Molecule: messenger RNA, 1386 nt
Organism: Papaver somniferum (opium poppy)
Lineage: Eukaryota; Viridiplantae; Streptophyta; Magnoliopsida; Ranunculales; Papaveraceae
Product: F-box protein PP2-A15-like
Exons: 3
Coding region: 214-1146 (310 amino acids)
Molecular function (GO): protein binding
Source: RefSeq, a predicted model, not a curated record
AGAAGCAAGAAGAUAAUCUUUGGUGAGAUACAAAAAGGAACGGUGAAGAAGAUUCCGAUAAGCGACAUUCCGGUGGAGAUUUGCAGAAUACCUACUGUUUCUCUUUGAUUCUGGCUUCCGGAAAGUGAUAUUCCGGAAUUGGUUUGAUGAGAGGAUGAGUGGGAUUUGAAGAGUAAGAUAAGAGUGAGCAAAAGAAAGGAAGAUCUGGUGGUUAUGGGAGCGUCUCUGUCGAACUUGGCGGAGGGCGGAGGAGGAGGAAAUGGUGGUUCGACGAUUGGUCCAGGAUUAGGAGAUAUACCGGAAAGUUGUGUAGCAUGUGUAUUUAUGUACUUAACACCGCCGGAGAUUUGUAAUUUAGCUCGUUUAAAUCAUGCUUUUCGUGGUGCUGCUUCUUCUGAUGCUGUUUGGGAAUCGAAAUUGCCUCAUAAUUAUCAAGAUCUGUUGCAAUUUUAUUCUUCUUCACCUCUUGAUGAUGUUGAUGAUGGGAAUACAUAUCAGAAUUCGUCCAAGAAAGAUAUUUAUGCUCGGCUUUCUCGUUCAAUCUUCUUCGACGACGGCAACAAGGAAGUUUGGUUGGAUAGAGUGAGUGGAGGAGUAUGUAUGGCAAUUUCGGCUAAGGGUAUGUCAAUAACUGGGAUUGAAGAUAGGAGAUACUGGAAUUGGAUUCCUACUGAAGAAUCAAGGUUCAAUGUAGUUGCUUUCUUGCAACAAAUAUGGUGGUUUGAAGUGGAUGGGGUGGUGAAGUUUCCUUUCCCUGCUGGUAUUUACACUCUGUUGUUCAGGCUUCACAUUGGCAAGUUUUCUAAAAGACUGGGGCGUCGUGUUUCUAAUUUUGACCAAACCCAUGGGUGGGACAUAAGGCCUGUACGUUUUGAGCUCUCUACAUCAGAUGGACAACAAGCUUCAUGUGAGUGUUGUUUGGAUGAGUCUGAAAGAGAUGAUAUGAAUACAAACCUGAAACGUGGUUGCUGGAUAGAUUAUAAGGUAGGGGAAUUCAUUGUGACAGACUCAGAACCCACAACGGAAGUAAGAUUCUCCAUGAAGCAGAUCGACUGCACACAUUCUAAAGGUGGGUUAUGUGUAGAUGCUGUGUACAUCAUUCCAAGUGAUCUGAGAGAGAGAAGAAGAAGACAGAUUUUGAAGUAGCAAUUAACAGGAUGGGGGCGCAUUCUUUGGUUGCGUCAGUUGAAAAUAUUAGACUCUUAAUGCUCUUCCUCUUGAAAAUGUUUUGUAUUUUCUCAGGGUGUUCUUUAGGUAUAUUCAUUUCUUAUUUUUUUGGGUGCUUAUAUAUGAAUGACUGACAGAUUAUGAAUACAGGUUUUUAGAUAGAUGUCUCAUUUGUUUUUGUUACUGUAAGUAAUGGUAAUAAAUAUCUUCAAAGUUUUU